This is a messenger RNA of Colletotrichum orchidophilum, 1149 nucleotides long. RefSeq names its product TfdA family Taurine catabolism dioxygenase TauD. Gene Ontology annotation, cellular component: cytoplasm. Gene Ontology annotation, molecular function: 2-oxoglutarate-dependent dioxygenase activity. The transcript is spliced from 3 exons. Lineage: Eukaryota; Fungi; Ascomycota; Sordariomycetes; Glomerellales; Glomerellaceae. The record is from RefSeq and is a predicted model, not a curated record. The coding region runs from base 1 to 1149 and encodes 382 amino acids.
AUGGCCCCUUCAGCAACUGCGACAGCCACCGUGAGCGACCCGGUCAAUCUCCCGGUGAACAACCUCCGAUUAUACGCCGACGGCUCCGGAGACUACAAGGAACUCUCACCCACAACCUAUGACAAGGACGUUGAAGCCAAGGGAGGCGACGGCCAUGAGGGUGCAAAGUAUCCUCACUACCUUCCCACAUGGAACCCCGAGCAACAAUAUCCUCCCCUGCAACCCUUCCAGCACUACGAGCACGGCAGAGACGCAGACCCUAGCUACCCUGAUCUGCUCCCCAAGGACGCACAUGUAACCGACCUCACGCCCUCGACCGGUACAGAAGUCAGAGGCGUCCAGCUCAGCAAACUUAGCAACGCGGGCCGUGACCAACUUGCUCGUUUCGUCGCAGAGCGCAAGGUCGUUGCCUUCCGCGGCCAGGACUUCGCCGAUCUGCCCAUCGACAAGGCCCUCGAGUUCGGUGGGUACUUUGGCCGUCACCACAUUCACCCGACUUCAGGAUCCCCUGAGAACUUCCCAGAGGUUCACCUCGUCCACCGUGCGGCGGGCGACAGAUCUGCAGAGAAAUUCUUCGCCACAAGGACCAGCUCUAUCGCGUGGCACUCUGAUGUCUCAUACGAGCAGCAGCCUCCUGGCACAACUUUCCUCUACAUCCUCGACAAGCCUGAGACGGGAGGCGACACCCUGUUCUGCAACGCCGCCGAGGCCUACAAUAGACUGAGCCCGCUCUUCCAGGAGAGACUUCACGGUCUGCAAGCUGUUCACUCUGGCGUGGAGCAGGUUGCUGCUUCUGUCAAGAAAGGCAGCAUCAAGCGUCGCGAGCCUGUUGCCAACACACACCCCAUUAUCCGCACACACCCUGUAACCGGCGAGAAGGCCCUUUUUAUCAAUCCUCAAUUCACGCGUGAGAUUGUUGGUCUCAAGAAGGAAGAGUCCGACGCCCUGCUCAAGUUCCUGUACGAGCACAUCGCCUGGGGUGCUGACUUCCAUGCCCGCGUGAAGUGGGAGGAGGGCACUGUUGUUGUCUGGGACAACCGUGUCACCCAGCACUCUGCUCUGAUUGACUGGAACAAUGGCUCAAGAAGACACUUGGCCAGAAUCACACCGCAGGCUGAGCGACCGUAUGAGACACCCUUCAAGGGUUAG